UGAAAAAGUAGUUUUUAGUCGAAGAUAUCCCUUUUUGUUUUUUAGAAUACUUUGUCAUAAAGUAAAAACCAAGUUGUUUUCCGAUAAAUAUAUGUUAUAUAUGCAGAUAAAAGAAAACUAUAAAAAAUCAGAGAAGAAUAGCCAUGAAAACUCAAAUUACACCAAAGGGCGAUGAGCCUUCAAUGUAUUUACAGAGACCCUCUACUGGUAAAUCACAAGAUGUUCGUCAUAUUUUAACACAAACAUUCAGAGAUUUAUACACUAGAGAUACAGUGAGGCCUGAAACUGUUAAAAAUCUACAAGUAACAAAAGGUAGUGAUGACCCUUAUCAUGAAAGAUAUGUUGAAUCUUUACAAAAGGUUUAUGAAGAAUGGCAGAAAAGAAUGGAUGAAGCUGCUAUGUUAGAACGCCAUAUUAUGCAGGCUCAAGCUAGAGCUACCUCAUCUGAUGAGCGAGAAUUAAACCAUACACUAACCAGUUGUGAUAAUUAUACAGAACUUGGUCUACCACCAGGUCAAUCUAAUUUCCGGUCAUGUAUUGAUACAGAAUUAUUAAAAUCUUAUGGUUUAAUCACACCUGAAGAUUAUUCUUUAAAAGAACUGGAUUCCAUUCCAGCUCCACAAAUACCCAAGACACCAAGUUAUGCCCGACAGACUUUAACAUCUGAUAAACAUACCUAUAGGAACGAGGGUAGAGAAGAGACACCAUUAUUUAUACCACCUGUUCAACUGAUGUCUGAUUUCACUGAAAGUAGUUUUAUUACAGAAGAUUAUAACAUAGAAACUUAUACAGAGUUAGAACAAUUUGAUGAAUAUUAUCAAUCCGGGAAUUGGAAACUACAGCUAAAUACAGAACAGAGAGACCAAGACAGACAAGAUUUAGCUAUGAUGAAUGCUAAAGUCAACUACCUACGUAAUCCACGCUACAUCCCUCCUUCAGCUCCUCCUGGCUGUCGUUUAUUAACAAAACAGUUUAAAAAGAAACCGAAAGAAAUUUGCAUACAAGAAAAGAUUGAAGAUUUAAAACCCAGUUCGCCAUCAGUAAUAUUUAUAGCUUCACCACCAGUUGUUUCAUUUAAACAAUAUAAAGUCGGACCAGUUUAUGAGAUUCAAUUGGAAUUGAAAAAUGUUUCUACAGUUUUACGUCAAUGCAGAAUACUUCCACCAAAAACUUCCUUUUUCUCUGUUGGACUAGGUCAGUUUCCAGGAGAGCAUGGUCUAGUGGCACCAGGUAUGAGCUGUAAAUAUGCUGUAAGAUUCAUACCAGAUUCUUUGAGAGAUUAUAGAGAUGAGAUAGUUGUACAAACUCAAUCUUCUACACCAUUAAUUAUACCUCUUGAAGGUCGUCGUGAACCACCUCAGUUAACUUUACCGUCAGUAUGGGAUAUUGGUUACAGUUUAGUUGGUGGAUAUGAAAUAACUCAGCUGGUUGUAAAGAAUGAAGGAGGUGAUGGGAGAUUUUGUAUUAUGCCCAGAACUUCCUGGCCAGCUGUCAGUUUUAAGGUAAAUUAG
This is a messenger RNA of Lottia gigantea (owl limpet), 1511 nucleotides long. RefSeq lists its product as hypothetical. The record is from RefSeq and is a predicted model, not a curated record. The coding region runs from base 144 to 1511 and encodes 455 amino acids. Gene Ontology annotation, biological process: negative regulation of cell population proliferation. Lineage: Eukaryota; Metazoa; Mollusca; Gastropoda; Lottiidae. The transcript has 10 exons.